AUUAGUAUAGAAAAGGAUAACAAAGUAACCCAAGUUUUAAAAAGUAGUAAUCUUAUUAUGCCACGAGAAUUUAGUGAGGAUCUUCGAUGGAGAGUUGCUUAUUUACAUGCAGACGGUUAUAACAAUAAAGAUAUUGCUAAAAUUCUUUAUAUUAGCAAAUCUACUGUAUAUAGAAUAAUACGUAAUUUUCAAAAAUGGAGAUAUGUCAAACCUCCUUUUAAAGGCCAAACAGGUCGUAGGAAAGCUUUUAAAC
This is a messenger RNA of Scutellospora calospora, 253 nucleotides long. The record is from the annotation of a GenBank genome assembly. NCBI's taxonomy places the organism in Eukaryota, Fungi, Glomeromycota, Glomeromycetes, Diversisporales, Gigasporaceae.